AUGGAUAAUGAUCUCAUGAGCUUGUCGGGGUUGAAAACAUCUAUAAGGACGUGGAGAAAUCCCUGGAAAUGGGUUCCGGUUUUAGAUGUAGACAGCUUUGAUUUCCCAAAUCACGAAGCAUGUGUGGAUUUCAUCAACAAGUUUCUGAGUUUCCAGAGCGAAUUCUACUUGCGUGAAUUCAAGCUAGUCACUGAAUGUGUCUCUAUUUACGAGCCCUGUCUCGUUAGAGUGCUGAAGCGCAAGAUCCAACACUUCCAAGUUGAUAAUCAGUUCGCACUUCAGAGCAUGAAGAUUCCAUUAAACCAAUCUGUUUGUGAGAAUUUGGUAUGCUUAAAGCUCUAUUCUACAAGGCUGACUGAGUUUGAGUCUCUUUCCUUACCCUGUCUCAAGAUCAUGUACUUGAAAGAUGUUAAAUUGCCUAGGAAUGUAGUUGUUGAGAUUGAUACUCCGAGGCUUAAGUAUCUGACUCUCAUAGAUUACAACUUCAAAAGAUUCUUCAAGAUUAUCAGUAUGAGUGAUUCUGUCAAGGUUGACAUUGAUAUCGAUGUCGACCGCCGCGACAUAGCGGGUUAUAUAUUAUCAGAAAUAAAUGUUAUCUACAAUCUUCUUAGCAAUUUUACGGCCGUUAAAGUUAUGACCAUCUCACGGAAGACUCUUCAGGAAUUAGUUAAAGAUGAUUUAAGAAGGGAAACCAAGCUUUCGACUGUGCUGUCUUUUUGUUUGGUAUCGUCCCUUGAGUCUGUUGAAAUGGAAAGCCCAAUAACGGAGAAAGAAACAGAGAAGAAACUGGUUAGAUACUUUCUAGACAAUGCGACAUCACUCAAGAAGCUCGUUCUACGUUUGAAUCUGUCUCAGGGAGAGAAACACAAGUGGAGAAAUCCCUGGAAAUGGGUUCCGGUUUUAGACGUUGACAGCUUUGAUUUCCCAAAUCACGAAGCAUGUGUGGAUUUCAUCAACAAGUUUCUGAGUUUCCAGAGCGAAUUCUACUUGCGUGAAUUCAAGCUAGUCACUGAAUGUGUCUCUAUUUACGAGCCCUGUCUCGUUAGAGUGCUGAAGCGCAAGAUCCAACACUUCCAAGUUGAUAAUCAGUUCGCACUUCAGAGCAUGAAGAUUCCAUUAAACCAAUCUGUUUGUGAGAAUUUGGUAUGCUUAAAGCUCUAUUUUACAAGGCUGACUGAGUUUGAGUCUCUUUCCUUACCCUGUCUCAAGAUCAUGUACUUGAAAGGUGUUAAAUUGCCUAGGAAUGUAGUUGUUGAGAUUGAUACUCCGAGGCUUGAGUAUUUGACUCUCAUAGAUUACAACUUCAAAAGAUUCUUCAAGAUUAUCAGUAUGAGUGAUUCUGUCAAGGUUGAUAUCGAUGUCGACCGCCGCGACCUAGUGGAUUACAUAUUAUCGGAAAUAAAUCUUAUCUAUAAACUUCUUAGCAAUUUUACAGCCGUUAAAGGUAUGACCAUCUCACGGAAGACUCUUCAGUUGAUCUAUUUUUUCCGAAACGACAUUAACCCACUACCCAAAUUUCGUGACUUGAUCCGUCUGCGUGCUUCAAUGUUCUUAGACACCUCUAUGGUAUUAUUGCCAAUCGUUCUUGAGAGCUGCCCCAAUCUUAAACAUUUGACCUUGGUAAUGACUUGCUUUAGUUUACACUUUACAAGUUCUUACCUAACAAAGCUUUCGACUGUGCUGUCUUUUUGUUUGGUAUCGUCCCUUGAGUCUGUUGAAAUGGAAAGCCCGAUCACGGAGAAAGAAACAGAGAAGAAACUGGUCAGAUACUUUCUCGACAACGCGACCUCACUCAAGAAGCUCGUUCUACGUUUGAAUCUGUCUUGCGGAGAGAAACAAGAGCCUGAUGAUCACUUGAAAUCACUCUUUGACUCUCCAAGACGCUCUAGUUUGUGUAAAUUUGAAGUUACAGUGGUUCAGACUGCAAAAGUAUGA
Messenger RNA from Camelina sativa (false flax), 1935 nucleotides. The record is from RefSeq and is a predicted model, not a curated record. NCBI's taxonomy places the organism in Eukaryota, Viridiplantae, Streptophyta, Magnoliopsida, Brassicales, Brassicaceae.